Molecule: messenger RNA, 1595 nt
Organism: Drosophila montana
Lineage: Eukaryota; Metazoa; Arthropoda; Insecta; Diptera; Drosophilidae
Product: endophilin-B1-like
Exons: 1
Coding region: 79-1209 (376 amino acids)
Biological process (GO): membrane organization
Cellular component (GO): membrane; cytoplasm
Molecular function (GO): protein binding
Source: RefSeq, a predicted model, not a curated record
CUUAUUAGACUAUUGAUAAAUACAAACGAGAAUUGGCUUGCAAAAAAUCUAAUUUGAAUUAAUUAACUUCACCUGAAAAUGAACAUCAACUUGCCCAAUUUUAAUAUGAAGAACCUUGUCAAGGAGACGGGUAGCACAAUAUCACGAGUGGUCCAGCUAACGGAGGAGAAAUUGGGCAUCAUCGAGCGCACCGAGUAUGAUAUACACUUUCAAAAUCUUGCGGAACGCGCCGACGUGACCAAAACAUGGACAGAGAAGUUGGUGCGCGACACCGAAUCGGUGCUUAUACCGAAUCCACAGAAUCGGGUCGAGGAUUAUAUAUUCGAAAAGAUUGAGAAAUCGAAACCGAAACGACUCAGCAACUUGGAGCAUCUGGCGUUUGACAUGAUUGAGGCGGGCGGCGACUUUGGCCAGGACAUGCCCUACGACCAGGCACUAAUCAAAGUGGGCCAGGCCGAGCAAAAGUUAGGACAGUGCGAGCACGACUUCAUUGCCACCUCAGGCAUAUGCUUUACGCAACCGUUACGUAAAUUUCUAGAAGGUGAAAUGAAGACCAUCAGCAAGGAUCGCGGCAUACUGGAGACGAAGCGCUUGGACUUGGAUGCGUGCAAGAAUCGCGUGAAGGAGGCACGCAGCAUGCUGGGUCAACAGGCGGCGGAGCGCGACCUGCGCGUGGCUCAGGCCGAAUUUGAUCGUCAGUCGGAGAUCACCAAGCUGCUGUUGGAUGGCAUCAGCACAUCGCAGGCAUCGCACUUGCGCCAUCUGCACGCCUUCAUCCAGACCCAGGUGCGCUACUACAAACAGUGCGGCGAUGUCAUGGAUCAACUGCAGCGCGAGCUGGCCAACUUGGGCCCAACACCCUACACACCGAUCGAUUUGCAUGAUGCCGCCAAGUCCAGUGCCGCCGGCGGCAUGGGCGGUGGAGCACGUAAUCCUGGCAACAACAACAGCAGCAGUGCCGGCCACAAAGCUAAUCAGUCCAUGCAACUGAAUGUGAGCUCGGAUCAAAUGCAGCGCGCGCGUGUCCUGUGCUCCUAUGAUGCCAAGGAUCACACAGAAUUGAAUCUAAGCGCAAACGAGGUCAUCUAUGUCGCCGAAUGCUCACCUGUAAAUGAGGACUACAUGUACGGUAAGCAGGGUCUGAUGAGGGGCCUGGUGCCGCGCGCCUUUGUCGAAAUGCUCGAUGAGGAACAUGAUGUAACUCUCUAAGUGGAUGGUCUUAAAUGCCAGCAACCAAAAUAAAAAGACAAAACCCAUAAUCAAGAGAACAAUUAUGAUACACAAAACCAACUAAAAACAAAUACUCAUAAACAUUUAGAGCAAAUGCAAUUGGACAAUUACUACAUACUUAGUUCAUACAUAAUACAUAUGCAAAUUAUGCAAGAGAGUACAAUAAUUUAUCGGAAUAUACAUAUAAAGUAUACAACAUAUAUACACAUACAUAUUAUAUUAAAAAGAAAGGGCAUUGCGCCCUAGCUUAGUCCAUGUCGUUUGAUCAGUGUGCCUCAUGUAACCCACAAAAUGCAUUCCAAUCACCCAGCAUUUAGAUAUACAUAGCUAAAUGACCUAUCCUUGUUACUUGCUCAGCUUUUAAA